GUGUCAAUUUAUUCUUCCUGCAGACGUUUACCUUGCUGGAACAGUGAUGCUGAUCUUCGGUAUGGGAUUAUAUGGACUGUUCAUCAGCAAUAUACCCACAGGGACCCCGUCUCGUGUCGACCGUGCUCUAAAGGGAUCUUCUUUGUUUGGAAUGUUUGCCUUAAAGGAGAGGCCAAAGUGGAUGCAGAUUAGUUCCCUCGACGAGUUAAAAACAAAGGUCGGGCAUGUCAUUGUUAUGAUUCUCCUGGUGAAGAUGUUUGAAAGAAGCAAAAUGGUGACCAUAGCUACCGGGAUGGAUCUUUUUAGUUACUCGAUAUGCAUAUUCUUAUCCUCAGCAUCAUUGUACAUCUUGCACAAUCUUCACAAGCCUGAAUGAAAAAUUUCGAAUGCGUGCUCAGAUGCGUUAUAAGGUAUAUAUUGUACAAGAUCUAUUCUGCCAAUAUCUGUAAAUAGCAAG
Molecule: messenger RNA, 457 nt
Organism: Zingiber officinale
Lineage: Eukaryota; Viridiplantae; Streptophyta; Magnoliopsida; Zingiberales; Zingiberaceae
Exons: 2
Coding region: 47-376 (109 amino acids)
Source: RefSeq, a predicted model, not a curated record